AUGGGUAGACCCUCGGACAGUGGAGCUGUUCCUCCCAAACUGAAGAAACUGAAAAGCCCAAACGUUCAUGUGGGUGAGAAGAUCUCCCUGAAAUGUGAGGCGACUGCUGGAAACCCUCAGCCAUCCUACAAAUGGUUUAAAGAUGGGAAAGAGCUGAAGAAGAGCAAAGACAUCCGGAUCAAGUAUGGGAAUGGGAAAAAGAUUUCCAGACUGCAGUUCAACAAGGUGAAGCUUGAAGAUGCUGGGGAGUACAGCUGCGAAGCGGAGAACGUUUUAGGGAAAGACACCGCAAAAGGCAGCCUGAAUGUGAAAAGUGGAACAACGAAAACACCACAAGUCUUACCAGCCUCAGAAACUAAAAUAGUUGUUAUGGAAGAAGAGUUAACCACAACUCUCUCCUCCUGGUCCGGGCAUGCCAGAAAAUGCAACGAAACAGCCAAGUCCUAUUGUGUCAAUGGAGGGGUGUGCUACUACAUCGAGGGGAUUAAUCAGCUGUCGUGCAAGUGUCCGAUCGAAUUCACAGGAGACCGGUGUCAGCAUUUCGCAAUGGUCAGCUUCUCCAAGCAUCUUGGAUUUGAAUUAAAGGAAGCAGAGGAGCUCUACCAGAAGAGGGUUUUAACCAUCACGGGAAUCUGUGUUGCCUUGCUUGUGGUGGGCAUCGUCUGUGUGGUAGCUUACUGUAAAACCAAGAAACAAAGAAAACAAAUGCAUAACCACUUGCGGCAGAACAUGUGUCCUGCUCAUCAAAACCGGAGCCUUGCGAACGGGCCAAGCCAUCCACGUUUGGAUCCUGAGGAAAUCCAAAUGGCUGAUUAUAUUUCUAAGAAUGUUUCUGCCACCGAGCACGUGAUCCGAAGGGAAACAGAGACAACCUUUUCAGGAAGUCACUCCUGCUCCCCAUCUCAUCACUGCUCCACAGCCACUCCAACGUCCAGCCAGAGACAUGAAAGCCACACCUGGAGCUUGGAGAGAACAGAGAGCCUGACUUCAGAUUCCCAGUCUGGGAUAAUGCUGUCCUCAGUGGGAACCAGUAAAUGCAACAGCCCUGCGUGCGUGGAGGCACGGGCUCGCCGCGGGGCCACCUUCUGCAUCGAGGACCAGCGGAGGCCCACGACGCAGUACCGCGACUCGGUGGAUUCCCUGCGGGACUCGCCCCACAGCGAGAGGUACGUGUCGGCCCUGACCACACCAGCACGCCUGUCGCCUGUUGACUUCCACUACUCGAUGACCACGCAGGUGCCCACCUUCGAGAUCACCUCCCCCAACUCGGCGCACGCCGUGUCCCUGCCGCCGGCGGCCCCCAUCAGCUUCCGCGUGGAGGAGCAGCAGCCCCUGCUGCGGCGGUACCAGCUCCCCUUCCAGGACACGCAGAGGUACGACAGCUACUACCAAAGGAAGACCUACCUAAACGACAGCAUGGGGAGCCUGCCCUCCAGCCCCUUCCGCAUCACAGAGGACGACGAGUACGAGACGACGCAGGAGUACGUCACAGCGCUAGAGCAGCCAAAGAAAACAGCCAGCAGCAACAGGCGGUGGAAAAAAUCCAAACUGAACGGGCACAUCCCUCACAGAGCCAGAGCCGUCCGGGACUCCUUCUCCUUGAGCAGCGCCUCUUACAGCGAGUCUGACGAGGAGCUGGUGGCCGAGAGCACCCCGUUCCUAAGCACUCAGAACAAUGAGGUGGCGCACACAGAGUCGCCGCCGCUGCACCGGCCGGGCGACAGCCGGACUCACUACUCGUGCCGCGGGCACAACGCGCACGGCGAUGGCGGCCGCGGCAGCCUGGGCCACGUGGCGCCCAAAGCGGACCCCGAUCCUCUCUAGGCGCCUCCCGCGCUCCUGCGCGCGCAGCCGUGACCCGCAUGGAGGAGGCCGAGAGGAGGGAGGCCGAGGCGAGACAAAAAACCACACAAAACAAACAAAACAAAAGAAAACAAAAAAAAUUAAAUAUUUUUAUUUUAUAUAAAAGAGGGAAAAACAAAAAAUAUAACAAAUAAAAAUGUUUUAUUUUCAUUUUAGCAAAGUUGUCUUAUAAUAGCUAACGACAAUGACUUUUUUAUAGGGAAUCUCUAUUUAUAUGUAAUGUCUUGAUUUACAGCUUCCGAGAAAAAAAAAGUAAAAAAAAAAAAAAAAAAAAGAAAAGAAAACAAACAAUAAAGUUAAAAAAAAAGUGGGCCAAUUUUUGACUACUUAAAAAUAGAAAACAAAACUAUCGUGGUGCCUUUUGCUGUAUGCUAGUGCUGGGAUUCAUGCCGAGGAUUCUGUUUCAGUAGCAUUUUUAAGGUCAUAGAUUUUUGUUUGGGAGACAACCUGUCACAAGGGCGCUUUUCUGUUGGAAGAAAACAGCCUUGCCACUUUGCCCCGUACCCUGCUAUUAAUGAUCUUAUUCUUUAAAGUAUUGUUUAAACACACAUUAAGGACAUGAGUGGGAGCAUUUCCAUUAUCAUGUCUAACGAGGAUCUGUCUUGCCCUGUGAACUACUUGUAUUUCCGCUUAAAUCAGGAGAAAAAGAAACCCAACAGCACUGUGCUGAAAUGCAGAAAUAAUGUUUCUUUUGCCACACAGGUAGGAAGAGAAAAUGAAAUCGCGCAGCAGCAGCAGCAGCCCUUACAAUAUAGCUCUCAACCUUUGGCCAUCUCACCGGUGGGUCUGGAAUGGGGUUGGCACAGGUUUGUAGUGAGGCCAGGCAGACACCCCUGUGACCAUGGUGGAUCACACCUGUCACGUACCCUUGAAUCCGGGUCGCUGAGCCAGCCCUGGCAGCUGGCCCUGCGCGGUGGUCCCAGUGGGCGGCUCUGUUCAGCCACGGCACCCGUGGCCACGUGGCCGCCCCACCGCCAUGCUGGCCGCGGCGUCCCCUCGGCUGAGCGCUGGCCAUGGCGCGUGGGGCCACGGAGCUGUGGUGACACCCUUGGCCGGGGUGCUGGGGGACACCCACAAGGUGGUCCCGUGGCGCUGACGGCCGCGUGUCACCCUGGGCACGGAGCCAGGCGGUAUCCAGCCACGCUGCCCCAAGGGUCAGUAGGACCCCGAGCGCUUUGGGCUCCGCUUGUGGCCCCUGGCUCGGCCGGGCAGGGCCCUGCGUGGGGCAGCCCAGCGAGCGGAUUCUCCCGUACGGCCGUGCCACGUAUUGUAAAGACAGUUGUUACCAUCACGUCCUGCCAUCGAUGACGGACGUCGCGUUCCCAAACUCGGAGCAGCUCUGGCCAUCGGCUCUGUGGCGCAAAGAGACAGUCCUGCGUGUCCAGGCGGCAGAGCAUCCCCUGUGGAAGUGCCCCCCUCUCCUCAGUUCUCUGCAGCAAACCUGUUUACAUUGUAGCCUGACUUUUUUCUUUUUAUAUUUUUACUUCUGCAUGUCCUUUGCAUUUCAGAUACUGUAGAUUGGAUGCAUGGUGAAGCUGUGACUGAGAAGAUAAUACAACAAUUGACAGUGUAUUAUUUCAUUUAACUUUUAGCAAUAAAGUAACUAAACCCUCUAUUCCUCACCCAUGAUGGGGUCAGAUAGAAAACUCUGCUAAUUUGUCAUAAGAUGAUUGUCAAAGUUUGCUCUGGAUUGUCUGAAUGUCAGAACUCUUGACUGUUUAACACUUGAACAUUUUUUAUAUUAUAAAUAAAAUAAGAAAUAACAAGUUGUGGGCUGCAUUAAUCUCAGGCCCUUUGGGGGGCAAAUGGGGAGCUGUGACUGGCACCAUACACAGAAACACAGACUGGAUAAGGCUGAAAGAGACUUCUUCCACAUUUCCUGCUCCACCAGCUCACCCAGAGUCAGCCGCCCAGGCCUGUGCCCAGUCAGGGUUUGAGUAUCUUUGGGGAUGGCAGUACCACAACUUCUUUGGGUAACCUCUGCCAGUGUUUGGUCCCUCUCAAAGCAAAAAUUUGUCUUCUUGUAUUUGGACCGGAUUUAUUAAUUUUUAAUUUGGGCCCUUUGCCUCAUUCUCUGUUUUAGGCCCAUUGCCUCGUGUCCUGAGCACUGCUGAGAAGAGUCCAGCUCCCUCUUUUUCACUGCCAUCCACUGGGUGUUUAUACACAUGGAUAAAGCCCCCUUGAGCCUUCUCCUCUCCAGGCUGGACAGUUCCAUCUCUCUCAUCCUUUCCUCAUAUGAGAGAUGCUCUGGCUCAGUAAAGAUCUUUAUGCCCAUAAAGACCCAUGGGUCUAGUUGGCAUGGACAUUUGACCUUCCCUGCAGGGCUCAGGAGUGGAGGCUCAUUGAGGUGAGUGAAUGCUACCCACACAUCUCCUGGGGGCACCCCACUCCUCCUCCAACUGCAGGUCAGGAGAUCCCCCUUCACUUGAGCCAUGGAAGUUUCCAGUUGUGCCAUGUGAGGUCAGGAUGUGCUAUGACCUGGCACCUAUUUCAGUGACUUCAAGAGAGUGGAGAUGUGUUGGGUCCAACCCUGCCGGCGCUGUGGUGCCGUGCAGCACUGACCCACCCACAAAACAGGUCCUUUCUUCAGCUCCUCCCCUGGAAAUCUGUGUCUCUGGCUAUCCCCGUGUGAGGGACUCACUGACAGUGUGGUGUGGCCACAGGAGCACAGUCCCUGAGGUGGAACCCAUGGUUCCAUCCAGCUCAGAACCCACUCCCCUGUUCCUGCUCAGUGACAUGAACAGGUACCCAAAAGUCCCAGCUGCACUCACUUAACAGGAGAGGGAUCUGUCUCGGUGAGCUGACCCUACUGAAAUGGAUAGGCUGGAACUAACUGAUCUGCUUGGAAUUAGAUGAUUUUUAAUGUCUCUUCCAACCCAAAUCAUUCUAUGAAUGCCCAGAGCUGUGAGAGAACUCCCCAGCCCUCACAGAACUGCCCAUGCUGGAGGCCAGACUAAGCCCACCCACGGCCUGGGCUUCUUCUGCUCCAACCCCCCCGGAUGCCCAUUGCCCUGGAGCUGACCCAGCUGGGUCACAGGCCACCCCAAACAUUCAUGGCAUGUCCUGUGGGGCCUCCAGAGAGACCAGAGAGCUCAGCACUCCACCCAGAAUGGAGACAUCUCAACACUGAUUUCCCAGCAGGUUAAAGUCUGAAGGAUCCUUCCCUCCCACCAUGGGGCCCAUGUCACCCCACAGCACAUGCAAGGGAGGUGUUAGGUGACUAGACCUGGGGCUAGAGGUGGUAGGGCCAAGUCCUGAUUUGGGUGACAUUUGCCUUUGUGCCCCACUUCUGUGCAGCCCCAAGCCUCGCUGUGUGAAGGCAGCCGUGCAGCUCUCCACUCUCCUGUUUCUCUUGGGGCAUGCCCCAGCUCCCCGUCACCUUUGAUCCAUCUUAGCUCUUCCAGUGGCUCCCAGAGCAAGGUGAGAUGGGCAGGAACAGGCAGAGAACACCUGACCCCUUGGAAAGGACGUGUGGAUUAACACCAAGGCUGAUCCCUGGGGAAAGCAGGCACAUGGAAGAGAGAGGUUGGGUGUCUUUGGCUUCCCAAAGCAGCCCCAUCUCCUUGCCUGACUCUCCUCAGCAUCUCUGAGCUCCACUCAUGGAGAAGUGCCCCCAAGGCUGGCACAGCAGCACCUGCAUUAUAAGAAGGUAGAGCUCUUGUGUGUCCCUGGCAUGCAGAACAACCGUGUGGCCACAUCACAGGGUGUGCUCAAUGCAGCUGAUCCCCACCAGGAAUCUCUCUGGGUCCCUUGGAGAGGAGCUGUGGGUUUGUCCUGCACAGGGGGAUGCUUCCCUGCUCCAUGAUUUGCAGGGAUCUGUGAUGUUCUGCAUCCACUGAGACACCACUAGCUCUGAGCCAUGGCAGCCUCAGGAUUCUUUGUGGUGACUUUUUUUGCUAAACGUGCCCCUUGAUUCCCAUAAUUGUGUUCUAUAUUUAGAGGCAGUUACGCUACUUCAAUUUUCUCUCCAAUUGCCUCUGAAGAGAGCCUGCAUCUCUCUCUUUUUUCCCUGGCUGGUUUAUUUUUAGACUCCUCAUUUCCAGCCAUGUGUGUUCCUAGGGUUCUGCCGUAAAUAUUUUACAGCAACUUUCACAGGUGGGGGAGCCACCAAAGCCUCCUGACAGCUCUGCUCUGCAUUUAUGGUGCCUUUACUGCCCUUCCCAGAGGGGAAGGAGUUGCUCUGCUGACACAGAUCGGUGACACAAGCAGGAGAGGAGCUCUAGAUCCUGGCUUGGGGUCACAAAGUCUCCCCCACAAAGAAGUCUCUCCAAAAUGAAUGUGGUUGUGCCCUGGCAGGGAGGCCAGGCUGAACCAGCAUUGCCAGGUGAGGUUGUGUGAGACCCAAAGCAGUCAUGGUGCCUGCUGGAGGGGCUGACACACACUGGGGAGGUGCAGAAAGUGCAUCUGAGUAACUCCAGGAGGAGAAAAGGAUGUGGCUGCCUAAUUCCUCUGAGAAUUCCGCUGCUCUUCUCUCUUAGUGGUGGGUGACUGAGUCCUUGAUCUCCAGGGAGGGAGAAAAGGGAUGAAAAAAUCCGUUUUCUUCCAAGUCACAAGCUGAGGCUGUGGAUUGGUCAAACAAGGUGUUUUUGGCUCUGCCCUCACGUAGGUAAGAUGCUCUCAACACCUUUACAUGUGCCUGUGCACCUGGAUCAGGACUUGUGCAGGAAGCAAACUGCAGGUACUCAGUAAGAGCAAGUUUAGUACUCUGAGCUGUCUUGCCAAGUGUUGUCUGACAUCAGCUUCCAUCCCUUCCCACAUCCACUGGCUGUUCAGGCUCACGGCUCUGAGUCUCUUUCCUGCUGCCCAGAGGAGACUUGUCCAAGAUCUUGCUUUUCUCUGCAAGUUACUUCCAGCUGAGGAUGGCAGGCUGGCACCUUCACCCAGGGGGCUGAGCUGCUCUUGGUGGCAGCUCAAACACACUGGGGACGUCACUGCCUGCUGGAAGGGAUGCUCAGAAGGGAAGACUGAGGUACAAAAUAUUACCUGGGAUUUUGGAGAGGAGGAAUUGGGCCCAGCUUUCUCCUGGACUUCCACUGUGAAAGUCUCAGCACCAGACACUUCCUGUGAGUAGAAACAUCUCGGAGGUCUUUGGUGCAAGUCUGUAAAAUACCUGACACAAACACAAUGAUGCCUUGGAGAAACAGCCACAGACUCCUCUGGGAACCGUUGUGAGAACAUCUCCAGUCACUAAUGCAGGGCUUGGGACCUUUCUGCUCCCAUAAAUCUCUAGGCUGUAUGUUGACAGCCACACCUGGGAUGCACCAGAGAGAGGGAAGAGUUACUUGAAUGUCUUCCCAAAGCAGCCCAUGUAUCCACACCCGCUCCAGAACCAUCCAAGAGGAUGGGCAGGCUGGUACCCACUUGUGGAAAGGAAUUGAUAUUUCCUGGUGCUGUCUAUCCACAGGAUCCUGGCUUUUCUGCAUCAGGUGCUGGUGGACAUCUGAAUCAGCCUGGUCUUCUGGUGCUGUGAAAUCUGUGAUCAAUCCAGCACAUGGUGGAACGAUGCUUCAGACCAAUUCUCUUUACCAACAGAUUCAGUUUUAUUGUUAUUCUUUUUUUUUACAUGAUUCUUAGUGCAUCAUUUCAAAUAAACUAUCAAACUGUACAAAGAAACAGAGAUAAAAGAAGAGGAGAUAAAGUUGGGAAGAGGUUUUUAGUGUCAUGAACCAUCAUGGAAAACAGUAGUCCGUAGGCUCUCAAAUACUGAAGGUCCAAAUAAAUCUUAUUUUGUUUGUUUAAAAAAUGCUGCAAAAUAUAAACAAUAAAUGACUGUAAUUAGCAGCUACAAGAUCCUUCAAAACUGGAACUUGAUUACUGUGAACGCACCUAGGGGAAAGAAAAGCAAUCUGAGAUAAAGGAUCAAACAGAAUAUUGAAAUAAAUAAAGUGUGGGAGGACAGUCGUGGCAUUGAAAUGCAGAGGAAUCACUUCAGCACAACAAUAAAUCAUUGGACCACAGACAGCAGAAAGGAACAGAAACACAAUUCCCACUUAAAAGAGUACAGCAUGUGCACCGCAGGAUGGAGGAAUACAGCAGGGACGGGCAGGUGGGAUCGCUCCUGCACGCAAAGGUUCCGCAGGAGCUCGUGCACGGCUCCAGUUGUGCCUCGAACCCAGAGUGCUGGAUCCCGUGGUUGCCAAAAUAGCAGCCAUUUGGGCAGUUUGUCUGAAUAAGCAGGAAUGGGAGAGCGAUGUUUCACAGCAAAGCCAGGUGGGAUUUCCAUUCGAGUAAAAAAAGGAGAAAAAGGAAAAAAGAAAAAAAAAAAAA
Molecule: messenger RNA, 8130 nt
Organism: Cyanistes caeruleus (blue tit)
Lineage: Eukaryota; Metazoa; Chordata; Aves; Passeriformes; Paridae
Source: RefSeq, a predicted model, not a curated record